AAGAGGAAAAAGGAAACAAGUGGAAAUAUUUUAUAUAUAUUGUGCUCUGCGCACAAAAAAUUCAUGAGAGAAGACGAAGCCGCCCAAAAUCUGUUCGCAGACGAGGACCAAAGGGACGCCGCCAGCCAGAUCUGCAGAAGGACGCGCACAGCUUCUGUUUUCCUUCUGUCCUCUUGUGUUGCUCUCAAAAAUUCUGCAGAGGAGGACGAUCCAAACCGAGGCGCAGACGCAGUAGCUUCUGUUUUGUUUCUCUUCCCCGACAGCCUUGCUUAGGAAAUCACCACAGCAGCACACCAUUGAGGACGCAGUGCAGUUCGGCUUACUCUUCAUUGGGACUGGUUCUAUCUAUUUUUAAAUUCGAUUUUUAUCAUGAUUUUCUGCUGGGUUUUCCGAAUUAUGGCUGUCCAGAACUCCAUUAUGUGUAGCUAGAUUCUUUGAACUAGGAUGGAUUUUAAUUUUUGGAUUAUGUGAAUUUUUUUCCUUUAACUCAAGAUUAUUGAUUAUUUACCUGAUGAGUUUAUGUUAUUGAGCUUAAUGUAUUGGGGAUUGAUUUAGUGAUUUAUGUAUGAAUUUGCAAAAAGAAAAUUGCAUAAGUUAG
Messenger RNA from Rubroshorea leprosula, 598 nucleotides. NCBI's taxonomy places the organism in Eukaryota, Viridiplantae, Streptophyta, Magnoliopsida, Malvales, Dipterocarpaceae. The record is from the annotation of a GenBank genome assembly.